AUGAUUCUAAUCGAUGGGAUCAAAUACCUGUGCCUGGAAUGUGUUCGAGGUCACCGCUCAUCGCUGUGCCGCCACCAUACUAGGCCGCUUCUACAAGUUCGCUCCAAAGGACGGCCCAAUGUGGUUCUUUCCAGUGGAAAUAAGAAUCAUAGAAUAGCCGUGUUCGCCGAGGAAAUAGCAUCUUCACCCGAGCCUGAAGGCCUGGAUUGCAAGAAGCUCCCGGUGAUCAUUUUGAAGGCUUCAGAUAAGCACAUCAUAGAUUUGAGUAGUGGCCAGAUUGUUGGGCCAUACAAUGAAGAGGAACAGAAGAAUCAGAUAUCAAAACCAGUGAUCAGGGCAGAAAGCUUUGUGAAUUCCACUCCAUGCUGCAGCCAAGGGGUGUCAAAAGUGAGGAAACUGUGUACUUGUAACCACAAACGGGUAUCCAAGUCGAAGAUUUUGUCGACAUACAUCAAGAAGUUGCAUCUGAAUGACCUAGGACUGAACAAAACCGAAAUGGGGCAGGGGAAUUCAGAUAUUGGACCAAUCAAGACAGAAUUUGAGCUGGAUAAAGUCAGGACAGAAGCAGAACUGAAUCUGAUCCAGAAAGGCUCCUGUUGCCUGAAGAAGGAAAAGAGUCCCUCAGUUGUUACUCAAGAGGCAAGUCUGUGCUGCUCCACCAGAAAUACAAAUGGAAUCUCGACAAAAGACGAAUCACAGGGACUGUGCUGCUCCAAAAAACCCAAGAAUGAAGCUAAUAUUAAAUUAGGGGUUCCAGAAACUCAGUUCAUUCCCCAAUUCUUUGAUCUCCAGGAUACCACCCAGAAUUUCCCAUUUAUGGACACUCUAACAUCGGGAAUGUUGACGUCUGAAUCGGGAAAAGAGGUGUUUGAGGUGAUCAACGUGCCAUCAUGUUCUAUUCCUGGGUCGUGCUGCUGUUCGUCCGACUGCCAAUGUCCUAAUUGCGAGGUGCAUAAUAACGCUCCUCCAGCGUCGAAUCUCCAGUAUUUAAACAGCGAUUCGCAGUUUGGCACAAAUCUCAUUCUCACAUCUAAAGAUGGAUCGCUCCAAUUCCAGAAUACGCUUGCUCAUAACAUUGCCAAUCCACUAGAUCGAGGAAUUAAUUCUGUGACUCCUGAUGAUCACAAACAUCCAUUACAGAAUACGUCACUUCAAAAUCCACUCCAGAAUUCACACCACGGCGCAUUUCAGAAUCAAGUUCAGAGUUCAUUACUGAAUUCACACCAGGGUUCCCUCCAAAAUUUAUACAUCCAAAAAGACCCACUCAAUAGCAGCACAUACCAGCAGCAGCUACAAGAACAUCUACUUAAGGAUGGAAGUUUUCGAAACAACGAGUCUCUCGGCUUCAUCCAGCAGCUUCUAAAUUCAAAUACUACUCCACAAAGCGAUUCGUCGACCCCAGAUCAGCCAGAGACUUGCACAUGUCCAGACGAUGCAUGCUUUUGUCAGAAUUGCGAGGCCCACGGUAUAAUCGAAGGAUAUAAAUUGGAUGACAUAUUUGUUUCCAAGCUUCCACUCGAUUUAAUCAAUAAGAUGUGA
Molecule: messenger RNA, 1539 nt
Organism: Sungouiella intermedia
Lineage: Eukaryota; Fungi; Ascomycota; Pichiomycetes; Serinales; Metschnikowiaceae
Source: the annotation of a GenBank genome assembly